CUCUCUCUCUUUCUCGUAUUUUAACGGCUUCCUGUGUCUGAAAACGGUUGAACCGUCCCAGAGCUGGCAUGACCGCUCCGCUUACCGGGCUGGGCUGGACUUCGUCCAAUGUGCCGGUUGCUGGCUGGAUUCCGGGAUAUGCAAAUGCUAAAGAAUUUUUGGAUUUAAAAACUUCUGUCUCUAAGAAGAAGAGGCUAUGUGUCAAGCUGAUCCCAAUGGGUGUGGCAGAAACAGCUGUGUGUGACAUCAUGCUAAGCAGCAAGAGCAAAGUGAUCCCCAAUUACAUACGCGUUGGGGAAAUAAGUGGUUUUGCCCUUUGGUGUAAAAAAGAACACAUAAACAAACCUAGACCCCUUCCCAAACCAAGGAGUAUCAGUCUAGAAAUGAACCAGCUUUCAUUAGAAACAGCAAACGUAGACCCUCUUUCUAUUGGCUCCAAAAGACAAACUACCAUUAAGAAAAAUGAAUCUAUAUACGAUACAUCAAAUACCUAUGGUAUUUCAGCCAUAGAUGGGGUCCCCUUUACUCUGCAUCCUAAGUUUGAGAACAAUGUCACUCAUGGUACCACUGCCCUUUCAAUAUUUAAAAACUUUCACAUCAAGUCUCUUGCUGACAUUGAGAAAGAGUAUGACUACAGUUUUGUAAUUGAAAGAACUGCAGCUGCGAGACUCCCACCCACCAUUUCAUAGCAUCAAUCAUUUCCUGGAGAGUUCUUGCCGCUAGGGGCUUAUGGGUGGUCAAGCUGACUCAACUAAGCUGAUGGAAUACCUGCCUCAAAGGGAUUGUGCUGUUGGGGGCACUGCUUUACUAGCUGAAACUAGUAUAAUUGUAAUCCUGCUGCUAUUAUAUUUUGCUACAGGUACGAGUUGAGCUACUUUUGUAUACACUUUUUCCAAGCAUCAUAUCUAUUUUCUUUGCAAAGAAAAAUGUAUUAAAAGUAAAAGGCUUAUUCUACCAGCAAA
This is a messenger RNA of Protobothrops mucrosquamatus (brown spotted pit viper), 962 nucleotides long. RefSeq names its product multivesicular body subunit 12A (gene MVB12A). The record is from RefSeq and is a predicted model, not a curated record. Gene Ontology annotation, cellular component: ESCRT I complex; cytosol. Gene Ontology annotation, biological process: endosome to lysosome transport via multivesicular body sorting pathway; regulation of epidermal growth factor receptor signaling pathway; virus maturation. Lineage: Eukaryota; Metazoa; Chordata; Lepidosauria; Squamata; Viperidae.